UAUCGAGUUCAUACUCGUAUUUACUUGUAUCGGAAGCUCCCUACACGUAAAUGAAAACAAUUUUCUGAAGUGUGGAAGAACAAUUUUAUUAGAUCUUCAUCGGCUUUCAAUGAAGGAUUGAUGAGUGGCGUGAAUUCUAACAUUCGUUAAUUACUUUCAUGUUAAUAGGCAAUUAAUAAGGCGUUCGAGUAGUUCAUUAACAGCUUUUGCAAUGCGUAGACAGCGAAAAAAUCACCAGUCGGAGGAUAUUGAUAUUAAUACUCGUCAACCAACCAACAUGUCAUAUACGCCAUUAAAUAAGGAGUCAAAUAAUAUGGAAGAUUUUCUUCAAAUGGAAAACUUGACGCGAUUUAAUACGCUGGAGAAGAGACCAUCACAUCGCUUUGAAAAUACGAUUGAGGCUAAAGUAGAAGAAGGCGAUACUUUGCAAGCGUUGGCGCUCCGUUUUCAUUGUUCAGUGGCAGAUAUAAAACGAAUAAAUAAGAUUGACAAAGAUAAUGAAAUUUACGCGAGAAAAGUAGUCAAAAUUCCCGUUACUCCACAUUCAAUAUUAUUGGAAACUCUACCAAUUGUCCACAAAAGUGGAAGCAAUAGUCCAAGUCAAUGCGAAGAUGAUACUUUGGUGACAAAUAUAAUGAAAAAUCCUUUAGAAGAUGCGAGAGUUGUGUUGGGUGAGAAGCUUAUUGUAGCAUCAGUGAAUUCCUCUAGCACCACCAGUCAAGGCACCAAUGACAUCAACAAUGAAAUUAUCAGUUCAAAAUUUAUAAGAAAGGCAAACGCUUAUACGGAGGAAGACUCCAUCCAUGGCACUGAAAAUGACUCAGCAGCACUGCUGGAAGACAUACUCAAUGAUGAUUUUGCUGAGACUCACGUGCGUCCUAUACGCGGUCCUUCUUUGAGUACUCUACUCUGGUCUGGUUCGGAUGGGGAUAUGACAUGGGUGUGUUUAUUUAUCGUUAUUUUGGCAUUGUGCUUUGCCAUACCAUUGGUAGUUGUGAUUUUUUGGACACAUCCUCACAGCAGCGGAAGCAAUCACAACAAUCAUGCAACAACAGCGAUGUGACACAAUUGAUUCGAUGUGAAUGGCAAACAUUUUUAUUUCAAAAUUCUAUUCUUUAUUUUAUUUAAAUGCUCACUUACAAAUAUGGUUAAGGAAUUAUUUGAAAGACCAAAAAACUAAGAGCACAGGUAAACAAUUAUGCAUUGUGAUCUUUUGCACACAUUUUCAGAGUAGUGAAUAUGGAAACCGUAUAGGAGUAGUCGAGAAGCUAAAUAACAAUUUAAAAUAUGAUGUACCAUUAAAUAACCAUGUAAGAAGAAAGAAAGAGUUGUAAAGUUCGAAAGUGCCUUCUCUCUUUAAGGGGAAAUCUUCAAUACCUAUGUAUCUUUUAAUAUAAAAAUGUGUCUGGGCGUAAUUUAGUUUUCUUGUCACCUAUUUGUUACAAAUUCCGUUAAAAUAUUAUGGGAUUGUUCGUUUUAUAAAUUUUUAAAAUUAUAAAUAACAUAUGCAUAGCUACAUACAUACAUAUGUAUGUA
This is a messenger RNA of Rhagoletis pomonella (apple maggot), 1536 nucleotides long. Its product is annotated as lysM and putative peptidoglycan-binding domain-containing protein 4. Bases 212 to 1063 code for a protein of 283 amino acids. The transcript has 5 exons. NCBI's taxonomy places the organism in Eukaryota, Metazoa, Arthropoda, Insecta, Diptera, Tephritidae. The record is from RefSeq and is a predicted model, not a curated record.